AUGCCUUAUUUAUAGAACAAGGUCAAUUAUGUGCCACGCCUAAGGACAAAAGACGAGUUAAUGAAGGAAGUAAAGUAUAAAAAGUCAUGGCGAGGCUCUGGUAAUCAAAAUGACUACUUUGAAAGACCUCCUAUAAUGAGACCAAAGAUCCUUGAUGAAUGGACAAUGAGCAGGGUGUAAAUGCCUGAAAGAGCUUACAAAAAGUUCUUCUUUUGUAAUAAUAAGCAAUAAUUAACAAUUUCAUUAGUAAAUUAAAAACCGUUUGGAUAUACACCCAGCCAUACUAGAGAAUUCGGAAAUCCCUCUGAGGAUAUACUUUCCUCACAUUAUAGAGAGGUUUUGUAGGAAUAAAAAAAGAAAUUUAUCGAUUAUGUUGAAAGGCCAUCAAAGUACAUGCCUCCUUAGACGGAGCCUCUUUGCUUAUCAAAGCAGACAAAGUUCUUUAAAACUGAUCAUUAGAAUAAAUUUUUUGGUAAUUCAUCUCAUACUACCUGGGAAAGCUUUCAAAAAACAAUCCGUUCACCAGAGUAUUAAGCCGUUUUAGGUGGAGUUCAUUAACCUGCAAAAACAAAUGGAUUUUUCGGCACAAGAUUUGAGACUAGACAUGAUCUUGAUAUGGGUCAAACUGCAAUUAAAUUCGCAAAAAGGGAAAGUUUAUCACUUGGACCUGUAGCCAGACAUGCCUAAUCAGUCAGAUAAAGUAUAGAAAAUUGA
Messenger RNA from Stylonychia lemnae, 714 nucleotides. Lineage: Eukaryota; Ciliophora; Spirotrichea; Sporadotrichida; Oxytrichidae. The record is from the annotation of a GenBank genome assembly.